AUAAAUAAAAAUUUGACGCGAGUUGAGUUUAAAUUUUUGGCAACAAAAAAAAUACGUAAAACGUAAAUUAUAAAUAUGGCUUAUGGUGGAAAUGGUGGCCACGCUGGCGGCGGCGGCGGCAUGGCCGAGUUCGGCUGGGAUUACAUGGGCGGCGGUGGCGGCGCGCCCAACAUGUAUCCGCAAAUGGGACAAGUGAAUCCUUCCUCGUUUGGCGGCGGUCAGCAGUGGCUGCAUUCGAAUCAGAAUCAUGGCGGCAACUAUGCAUCGUCUAUGCCACAAGGUCAGGCCUCGCCCGCGCCCUUCGAGGACUACAAUCAGUCCAUGAUGCGUCAGUUUGCCAUGCCCAAAUCUGAAGGCAAAGCAAAUAUGUACAAUAUGCAGGGUGCGCAGCAAGACAAUAGCAUGGGCAUGAGUCCCAUGGGUGGCUUUGGCGGCUAUCCUAGCAGCAUGUCCCGCAAUGGUUUGGGCACACCUGGAGCUGGCGGCGGCAUGGGCGGCGGCAUGGGCGCCGGCAUGGGCGCUGGCAUGGGUGGUGCAGCCAACAGCGGCUACAGCAGUAGCUGGUGAUCUCUCUCUCUCUCUCUCACUGGUUAUAAAAAAAAAUAUUACACAUAUUUGCGCGCACUACAAAAAUUCUGAAUUGAUAUAUUUUUAUAUUUUAUAUCUUGUUUUGGCAUAUGGAAAUUGUUGUUCGAGCUGCUACAAAUAUUUAUAUAAAUGCAUAAUAUAAUAAUAGCCAAAAAUAA
Molecule: messenger RNA, 746 nt
Organism: Drosophila busckii
Lineage: Eukaryota; Metazoa; Arthropoda; Insecta; Diptera; Drosophilidae
Product: glycine-rich cell wall structural protein 1.8
Exons: 2
Coding region: 76-567 (163 amino acids)
Source: RefSeq, a predicted model, not a curated record